CCUGAACCCCACAUCCCCACGAACUGAAGCUUUGGAACGCUUCUGCUGGGUUGAUGAGGUGCUGGCCUUGUGCGCCGUAGCACUGCUAGACCCCGGGAUCCAGUUCGGUUUUCACGGUUCCAGACCUUCCCUUUUCGUAUCCACCAUGCUAACCUACCGAAGUUGAAUAUUCUAUUUCUUUUUUUUUUUCUGUGAAGUUUGGAACCCCGCGAGUAAGAGACUGCCCUUCGGCCUCUGCCCCUCUUCCUAGCACGAUAGCGUAUAUACUGCUCAACGUGGUUUCAUUACUACCUAUCUCCGAUCACACAACCUGGUGAUCUUUGCUUCUUCGUCCUCGCAGCUGGUCACCACAAUGUCUUCAAGCGGGACACUCAACCCGGAGUCAGAGAGCUUCGAAAGCCGACCAAGGUUCUAUAUCGGGCAGCAUGACUCCAGCCGAUUUGAGGCGCUACCUGACGAGCAGUACACUCAAGUCCUCAGCAGUGGAUUCAGUUUUGUCACAGCGCCCAUCACAAACCAGCAUUUUUUCAAGCGUGUGGUUUCGUUGCAUACGGAGUAUCUCGAGGAGCGAGAGCAAUGGAGCCAAGCGCGGGGGCUUACAGCCAGCCAGCAGGCGAACGUGUCCCUGCCAGGUCCCAUUGUGCCGACCCUGACAGACGAAGACACAUCACUGUUCCCGAGCAACCACAUCGGUUCUCUUGCUCCUUAUUCUAGUCCCUGGAUUGACCUCUGCUCUCUCGAUCCUCACAUCUCGAACAUCUCGCGACAGGUGCUAAAUCUCGAGGCCGCAUAUGCCAACUUCUGCGGUGCCAGAACCAUCAUUGUCCCCGGGCCCCGGCGGGACGACAGCAGUCGUGGUAUUGCCCAGUAUGCCCGCGCGGUGCGAGAAGCAUUGCACGUGGCGAACCGGCUCAACAUCAUUAUUCACAUACCCAUGUAUCGAGAACCCGGCCUGGAGGAAAAAGCCGAAACGCUCACCUCCAUCUUUCAUCCUGAAAGUACGCCAGAAGCAGAGGCUGUGAAAGAGAUCGACCUCUUCAGUGCCUGGGAUUCUUGGAACACCAUCAGAUCCGUGUGCAGUUACUCGGCGAGGCUGUUUGUUGCCCUUCGGAUUCCGCGCCGGGUGCCUGAAAAGGCUCUACAGGAGCGGUGGUUUGCGGAACCCCUGCACUACUUGACGAUUGACCGAGAGACUUUCACGCCAAACCGUGCCGGGCAUCCCUCGCUCACCAGACAUCAACAGGACCUGAUCAACCGCUACAUGCGCCUGAGAAGCCGGCCGUGGCUGAUUCUUUCCGAUGUGGGGCCCAGUCCGGAGGAACUAGCAGCGCACCGUGACUCGAUGGCUGCCGACUUCCCAUCCCUGGCUGAGGCGAGCCAGAUUGUCAUGGCAGGCGGGUCGCGGCAGGCGCUACCCCUGAACGCGCAUGUUGGAUACAUGGAGCACCUUGAGCGCCAGCAACCGCCGUACUCAGCGAUGGAGACACCAGCCCUUACAAGCUUCCAAGACUGGCUGCAACCGCCUCUGCAGCCGUUAGCCGACAACCUUGAGUCUGCGACAUACGAGGUGUUUGAGGGCGAUCCGGUGAAAUAUGACCAGUACGAAAAGGCCAUCACUGAGGCCAUGAUUGAGUGGAAGGAGCUCAAGAAACCGACGUCAACGGCCACUCCUGAGAACCCGUCCAGCCGUGAGCUGGUUGUCACAGUCGCCGGGGCCGGCCGCGGCCCCCUGGUCACCCGUGUGCUGCGUGCUGCCGAGAACACAUACACGCCCAUUCAGAUAUGGGCACUCGAGAAGAACCAGGAUGCCUACGUUUACCUGCUCCGGAAGAACAAGCUGGAGUGGGAAAACCGGGUGACUCUGGUGAAGACAGACAUGCGUGGCUGGGAAGGCCCCCGGCUCAAGGGAAGAGAGGACGUCAUCGGUAAGGUGGACAUCCUAGUGACGGAGCUUCUGGGCUCAUUCGGCGACAAUGAACUGUCGCCCGAAUGUCUCGACGGCAUCCAACAGCACAUCGCCCGGCCCCACGGCAUCUCCAUCCCCCAGUCCUACACCGCCCACCUAAGCCCCAUCUCGACGCCCCGCCUGUUCGCCGACAUCAGCUCCAGAGUCACCGGCGAUCCGAAUGCCUUCGAAACCCCCUGGGUAGUCCGCCUCUUCGCCAUAGACUACGUCGCGCAGAAGGUCCCGGGCCAUCCUCGCUUCCAGCAGGCCUGGGAAUUCGUCCACCCGGUCGAGAUAUCGCGCUGUGACGACUUUGCCACGCAGCACGGCAAGGCGGCCAAGUACGUCACGGGCGGCGUGGGCAGCAUGGCCGGAUCGAGCGGCACCAACGACCACAACGCACGGCACUGCCACCUGACAUUUGUGUGUCCCAUCCGCGGCGUGAUUCACGGGCUGGCGGGCUUUUUCGAGUCGGUCCUGUAUGCGUCGCAGACUGGGUCCGGGAAAGAACCGGUUGAGAUCAGUAUCCUGCCGGACCAGAUCGACCGGAAGAGCAAGGAUAUGAUCUCGUGGUUCCCUAUAUUCUUUCCGCUCAAGAAACCGCUUUACUUCCCCCAGGACACGGAGCUCGAGGUCAGCAUGUGGCGGCAGACAGAUGACAGCAAGGUGUGGUACGAGUGGUUGGUGGAAGUGUAUGCCUGGGCUGGGCCGAAGACACGGAUCAAGGUGGGCACGUCAGAUUUGCACAGCAGCCGCAAGGUUGCAUGUUUGAUGUAGCAUCUUAUUGUCGCGACCCUACCGCGGAGUCUUAGUGCUCCUGCCUGCUGACCGACUGCUCGAGGGGGACAAGCCCCUCGUCGACUUGGCCGCGGGAGUGUAGCAUGCUGCGGGCAAAGGCAGGAACCCAUGGCGCAAGGCGACUGUUCCGCCGAGCUAUCCUGCGCUCUUCCAGAGCUGUUCCAUCCAGUUUUGCUGUUGCCAUGCCCGUUCGGGUACCUCGUAACUUCCCUUCAUCUUCCCACAUGAAAAGGCCGACGAGGAACUUUCUUCCUUCAUCUUGGCUUUGCGUGAUGAACAAUCUUCCAACCGCCUUCCCCCUACUUCCCAUUCCCGGUCUAACCCUCCAUCUUCGU
Messenger RNA from Chaetomium strumarium, 3078 nucleotides. Its product is annotated as PRMT5 arginine-N-methyltransferase-domain-containing protein. Lineage: Eukaryota; Fungi; Ascomycota; Sordariomycetes; Sordariales; Chaetomiaceae. The record is from RefSeq and is a predicted model, not a curated record. The transcript has 4 exons. Gene Ontology annotation, biological process: regulation of DNA-templated transcription; peptidyl-arginine N-methylation. The coding region runs from base 353 to 2722 and encodes 789 amino acids. Gene Ontology annotation, cellular component: cytosol; nucleus.